Drosophila subobscura is the source of this 3768-nucleotide messenger RNA. RefSeq lists its product as uncharacterized. The transcript is spliced from 7 exons. NCBI's taxonomy places the organism in Eukaryota, Metazoa, Arthropoda, Insecta, Diptera, Drosophilidae. The coding region runs from base 538 to 3000 and encodes 820 amino acids. The record is from RefSeq and is a predicted model, not a curated record.
GGUGCUCGAACUGGCAGUCGUAGUCGCAGUCGCAGUGGCAAACGCAAACGCUGAAGUCAUAGAAGCUAACGAACUCUGUCUGAGAGCCAUUCGGAUCGAUUCACCAGCAUUUCCCCCAGCAUCUGGAAUUCUGGCUUCAGUCUCCAGUCGUAGUCGCAGUCGCAGUCGCAGUCGAGGUCGAAGUCACAUAAGAACGUUUACCCAAAACACAUGCUAGGCAGUUAGGCGCUCCACUUUCGACAGUGCAGACGGUGAGCGCUCGAGCGGUUCGACGGUUCCAAAGUUUCGACCACUUUUUUCGGUUCAGCGAACAAACAAACAAAAAACAAAGUUUAAAACAAACAAAAUACCGGAGAAGAGGAAAGGAAUUAAAUAACAAUUAAUGAACCAAUUCGUGCGUGUCCUUAAAUACUGAAACGUUCCCUAAACCAAAAGUGCAUUCGAUAUUUUGAUUGAAAAGCAACUUCAACAGCAGCAGAGGAGGAGAAGCAGAAGGAGAAGCAAAAUCAGAACUUGCUGCAGUGGCAAGAACAGCAAAUGCAACUACAGCUACGGUCAAUGACAAAGAAACGAGUCAGCAUGAUGAUGAAGACAACGACCAAGACGACAUGUUGCCUGGUGUUGGUUGCCUUAAUGCUGCUGGUGGACAGCUCGGUGGCGGCACGCAAGCUUCUGCCCAAGCGGCCGGUGAAACCGUUGAAGACAUUUCCGCGCAACAAUGCCACACCAAUACCAGCAGCAGGGGCACUCACAGCAGCAGCAGCAGCAACAGUGGGAGCUGCAGCCACAGCCGCAGCGGGAGCUGCAACAUUGAACGGAAGCGAGCUACCAAAACCGUUGACGCUGCAAUCCGACGAACCAGCGGAAGCGAUUGUCGCAUCGCCACCUGGAACCCCAUCGGCAGCGGCAUCAGCAUCAGCAUCAGCAUCAGCCUCAGAAUCGGCAUUGGCAUCGGCAUCUGUAGCGGCAGCAUCACCUGCCAAUGCGGAGACCAAAGCCGAUGAUCUGGCCAACCAGACCCCAACCGCAACACCUUCAGGCUCUGGCCUGAUCGAUGAGGACUGCGAGCCGGAUAUGAUUGGCUUCGAGCUUAUAACAGGGUUCGUGCUAUCGGCGCCAUCGAGGCAAUUGGAAACGCUGCCCGGCACCCUCAUGCUGACCGACUGCCUGGAGGCCUGCCAGGCCAAUGAAUCUUGCAGCUCGGUUAAUUAUGAGACGGGCCUGUGUGUCAUGUUCCGCAGCACAGCCGAUCAGUUGCCAGGUUCACUUUCGCGCUCCCAGUAUCCCGUUUUCACCGUAUACGCACAGAAAUCCUGCUUCGGAGUGCGACCCUGCUCGAAGGCCUGGUGCAUUGAUCGCGUACAGGGCUACCGGCUGCCGGAGCGAGCCAAGGCCAGCCAGAGCGUGGCCACGAGGCGCGACUGCAUCGAGCUAUGCCUGGGCGAGACGGAGUUCACCUGUCGAUCGGCCAACUAUUAUGCGCACUCUGGCCUGUGCGAGCUCUCGGACAUGGAUCGCAUUACGCUGUCGGACGAGGCGAACAUCGCGGCCUACGAUGGCGCCGACUAUCUGGAGAAUAACUGCGCGGAGGAGCCCAGCAAGCUGUGUGAGUUCAAGCGGAUCUCGGGUCGCAUUCUGAAAACCGUCGACUCGGUGCAUCAGAAUGUGCAGAGCAUCGACGACUGUCGCGACCUCUGCCUGACUGCCCCGUUCCGCUGCCACUCCUACGACUACAACGAGACCGGUGAGCAUGUCUGCCGCCUCUCGCACCACAGUCGCGCCACCCUGACGGAUCUCUCGGAGCCCUAUCUGAGCAUUGAAGAGGCAGCCACUUACGAGCAGUCUGCCUGCUAUAAUGUAUCCAUCGAUUGCCGCUCUGGCGAAAUGAUCACAAAGAUUCGCACCUCCAAACUGUUCGACGGCAAGGUCUAUGCCAAGGGAGCCCCCAAAUCCUGUGCCGUCAACGUGAACAACUCUCUGGAGUUCGAUCUGAAGAUGCGUUACAACGACCUCGAGUGCAAUGUCCGCCAGAGUGCCUACGGCCGCUAUAUGAACGACAUUGUCAUCCAGCAUCAUGACAUGAUUGUCACCUCCUCCGAUCUGGGACUGGCCGUCUCCUGCCAGUACGAUCUGACCAACAAGACGGUCGUCAACAAUGUGGACCUGGGCGUAACCGGCGAGAUCGAGUCGACGCUGAGCGAGGAAAUCAUUGUCGAUUCCCCGAAUGUCAUCAUGAAGAUCACCGCACGUGAUGGCAGCGACAUGAAGCGCAUCGCCGAGGUGGGAGACCCGCUCGCCCUCCGUUUCGAGAUCGUCGACGCGAACAGUCCGUACGAGAUAUUUGUGCGGGAACUGGUGGCCAUGGACGGGACGGACAGUGCCGAAAUCACGCUGAUCGAUGCCAACGGCUGUCCCACGGACCAGUACAUAAUGAGUGCCAUGCAGAAGAUGGCCAGCAAUCGCAAGGUGCUGCUCUCACAGUUCGACGCCUUCAAGUUCCCCUCCUCGGAGCUGGUGCAGUUCCGCGCCCUGGUCACGCCCUGCAUACCGCGCUGCGAACCGGUUAUCUGCGACAACGAUGAGAACGGAGAACUCAAGAGUCUGCUGUCCUACGGUCGGCGCAAGCGCUCAGUGCUGAAUGGCACCGAUGGCGUGGAGCUGGAGCUGGCCAUUAAGUCGGAACGCCAAAAACGUGAUGUGAGUCAUCAGCCGGCCGCAACCGAUGAGAACAUUUUGCUGGUGCAAUCGAUACAAAUCACCGAUAAGUUCGCCUUCAAUGGCGCCGAUUCAGGCGGCGGCAGCAACGGCAACGGCAACGGCAUCGGCGCAGGGCUGGCCACCGAUGGACUGGCCAAAUUGCAACUGGAACUGGGCACCAAAUCGGACACUUGCAUAAAUGGUUAUGGUUUCAUAAUUGCCGGAGCACUUUUCCUGCUCCUCCAGCUGACGGUCAUCGCUGUAUGGGACAAUAUGCAGAAGCGCGCGUUACACAAGCGGUAAAGCGGAGAGGCAGGAGUUUGAGUGUGCAAUCGAAUCCCAGAAAGAACGUCCGACAUCAGCAGAGAGGCAAGACUGCAAUACUGCAAUACUGCAUUUGCCUUUCCAUAGCAAACGUGAAGAAGAAACGAAGGAAUGAAGGAAUGAAGAGAGGAAGAACUAGCAUGAAAUUCUACUUAGCUCAAAACUUAGCACCGCUCAUAAUCUAGUUAGUAGAUGUACGAGAACGAACGAAACGAGAGCCAGGCGAGGCCGCGCCCUUCCCCCAGCAUCCGAAUGUGGCAGCAACAUUGAGCUGGACUCCUCUGUGAACUGGAAGAUGAAACCUAGACAAAUGGCAACUGGAUCGAGGGAAGGGCACCGGCCCGUACCCGGCUUCGUCCCCGUCCCACAGCUCCCUGCUGUAGCUUAAUAUUUAUGCUUUACUUGUAUGCCCAUGCCCAUAUAUCAUUUAGGAGUCCCCGUUCCCCCACCCCCCUUCUAUAAGACUUACCGCUAUAAGACUACUCUGAAUGUGUCGACAUACUAUCAGCUUAAGACUCGUAAAAAGCUCCUUAGUCCGUAAUGCGAACGAACCAUUCAAACCUCUCAAGCGAGCACCGAACUGACGACUUCCUCCUCCCCCCACACUGGCCAAUUGCUCGCUUAAGAGGUUUGACUGUCUGCUAAUACUUAAAUACUUAACUUAACUUAAUGCUCAUAUAUAUGCUAGAUCUAAACGAACACAACACAGAUACACGAACAAAAACAAAAAAAAAAAAAAAGCAUUAA